AUGCCCCCCGAGCAGGUGCUCACACCCCGAGGUGCCCGACGCGCUCCUGCUCCUCCCGGCGCUUCCCCUGCCCCGGCAGCGGUGCCGAGUGAGCCGCUCACACGGACACCGCUGCCGGCCAGGGACACCGCUGCCGGCCAGGGACACCAGCCCUGCUCCCCGGUGUGUGCCGCUCACACGGACACCGCUGCCGGCCAGGGACACCAGCCCCGCUCCCCCGUGUGUGCAGCUCACACGGACACCGCUGCCGGCCAGGGACACCAGCCCCGCUCCCCCGUGUGUGCAGCUCACACGGACACCGCUGCCGGCCAGGGACACCAGCCCCGCUCCCCCGUGUGUGCCGCUCACACGGACACCGCUGCCGGCCAGGGACACCAGCCCCGCUCCCCCGUGUGUGCCGCUCACACGGACACCGCUGCCGGUGGACACCGCUGCCGGCCAGGGACACCAGCCCUGCUCCCCCGUGUGUGCCGCUCACACGGACACCGCUGCCGGUGGACACCGCUGCCGGCCAGGGACAGCCGGGCCCGCUCCCCCGAGCCAGGCAGGAAACGCAGACACGGAACAAAGCAGCCGGCGGGCAGGGAGACGCGUGGGGAGGAGCGAGAGCGGAUUUCUUGGCAAGCAAGACACGAAUCCUCUUUGCAAAGCACUGGCAUUUGCUGCUAUGGCUCUGCUGCAUGUGAGAAGGGACACGGCUAGAAAAAGCUCUGUAGCCAUCACAGAAAACCAGGAUACUGCUGCUCUGUUCACGAACUGCAUACAAGUGGGAUGCCACUUUUUUUUUUGGUUUGCUUAUAAACUACUCUAAAUAGAAAUAAUUCUCUUCUGGAAAUGGAUGGAAUGUAUAUUUUGACAAGUACAAAACGGUUUCAAAUGUUCACUAAAUACAAGGAACAUCUUGGUAUAAAAAUAACAGACCCUCCCACCCACUGUCCCCUCUUUACAUAUCUAAUUAUAAAAUGGUACAGUCAUUUCAGGUUCCUAACAUGAAACAAGUAUUGAGGAUGGCAUUACAUACAUAUACAAAACAUUUAGGUAUUUGACAUCUGAAAUAACUGUAUACAUUCAGAGCAAAGCAUCUUGAUCUGGCUAUUGUGUUUAAUGCUACUCAGGACCGAAGAAUCAAGAAAUAAACACGAAAGGGAAAACACUAUUACUCCUUUUUUCCUCUCAUUUGUUUUUCCAUUCACUACAGAAAGAAGUAACUUCCACCAAUUCACAAUUAAAAUACUUGAGAGAGACAAGAUUAAUUUCAGAUGGAAAAAUCAUAUGUUGGCUUUUCAGUCAAAAUCCACAUUUUCAUUUCUUUGUUUCUCCCUGUGAAAUACAGCUCCUGCUUGGAAGGGUGCUUCCUUGGAGAAGAAAUGGGCAGAUAAAGGGGCCAAGUGGUGUCCAGCCCAGUGGGGUAAGAGAUGUGGCAGAGGGACAGCCCUGACCCUCACCCUCCAUCCUGACCCACCACUGCCACCUGCUUCACAAACAAACCCUCCCUGAACAGUCCAGCUAGCACUCCUCAUUCCCUGAAACUAUCAAUUACCUCAGGGAACAGCUUGGUACAAUGAAAGCAGUGCUUAUUUUGGGUCCAUUUCCCCUAUUUAAGAACCUGUGAAGCCUCCUUUCCCCUCAGCCCUAUCGUUCCCCACGGUGUUUCCCGCUGGCGCUGACCGAGCCCAUUCACUGCUGCCAGGCUGCCUGCCCCAAAUAACACUCACACAUUUGUGCAACUACAAAACAAACGAGUCCACAUGGGCUCAAUGUUCAUCAAAGUUCCAAUCCCAGGGUCAGCACUAGCCACGAAGAAGCUUGGCUGUCCCAAACCUGCUGAAAGCCCCAGGCCUGCUCUUCACCAAGCCCUGGAGCUGAACUUGGGCCAGCUCCUUUCCCUCCACUUAUCCAAGACAUACUGGCAGCACAAAACACAGGAGAGGAAGCAGCACUGUGCAGGUGUGAUCCCAGGAUCUCCUUCCCCUGCAACACAGGCUCACCCUUGGAGAAGCACUUGUGAGAUGGGAAGGAACAGGCUGGGUUUCUCUGCUGUGUUAGUCCUGCCAAAUGGAUGCAUCCCAACAACAGUGCCCUUCCUGCCAUGACUGCCUUGGGGUUUGAUCCAGGGGUCAUUAGUGAGAUCCAAGGGAACACUUAUCAUAUGUGAUUUUAAUAUUUUAUUUUUCCAAAUUGGCUCUACAAAACCUUUUUCUUUAGUGCCACAAUCUCCCUCAAAUAAAAGGCCUAAAAAUGGCAACUCCUGAUUUCACAACAGUACAGUCUCCAUACUCACAUCAAUGCACUUUUAUAUGCAUAGAUGUCAGAUUAAUUCUAUAGAGUGCUUAAAGCAUGAACUGCAGUGCUAUGAUAGUCAUGAUCCUGGUUUUGAGGCUCUAAAGCAGUCAGAAAAUAAAACCCCCAAACCCUCAGUAAGUGCCAGCUCUGUAUCCCCAGCAGAAGAGGUGAGCAGUGGGGAGGGGAUGUACACCUGGUGCCUUGCACAUCUGCAUUAACACAUCAGGUCAUUUGUGAGUGCAAAAUUCUGCCUGCAUAACUUUCUGUGCAUCCUACCCAAUGAACAGACCUUUGGGAAGGCAGCUCAGUGAAACCCAAGAAAAUCCAAGUACUGAAAAAUCCAAGUACAGAAACUGCACUCUGAGUGCAGUUUCUGUCUCACCCAGUUUUAUCCUGCAGCCCGGGCUGAGUGAUGAUGACCCUCCUAAAGGGAAAUGCUUCUCCCACCUACCACUUGCUCAC
This is a messenger RNA of Prinia subflava (tawny-flanked prinia), 2745 nucleotides long. RefSeq lists its product as uncharacterized. Bases 1 to 702 code for a protein of 233 amino acids. Lineage: Eukaryota; Metazoa; Chordata; Aves; Passeriformes; Cisticolidae. The transcript has 3 exons. The record is from RefSeq and is a predicted model, not a curated record.